CACUCCAGUUCUCAAGUAUUCGGUUGCAAAUGACAAAACUUUUACCAUCCUUACGGCGUUCAAGCAAGCCGAAUCAUACAAUCUCAACCUUAAUUUAGGAGAUAUAAUCAGUUUAGGAAUAGAAGACACGAUAACUCAGGAAGUCAAUUUUCAGACAACUCUAGAUCAAUCCCACACUGAGUCAAGUGAUAGCGAAAAGUUCUGCAACCUAUACAAUACCUCCUCAUCAAAGACGCAAAUUUUAUUCUCUAGUUCGGAAGGUAAAAUAUUAGAUCAUUAUUUAAUGUUUAAAGCUGUCCAAGAAAUUGUUAAUAAUGUUUCCUCAAUCGAUCCAUCACAAAUUACUGUCUAUAAAAAAGAUUCAACUGAUGUUAAUUUUACAGCAAAGGGAAUUGUUCAAGUAGUUUAUGGAUACAAUUCAACUAUUGAGGCUAAAAAAGAUUAG
Messenger RNA from Ambispora leptoticha, 445 nucleotides. Lineage: Eukaryota; Fungi; Glomeromycota; Glomeromycetes; Archaeosporales; Ambisporaceae. The record is from the annotation of a GenBank genome assembly.